Molecule: messenger RNA, 1428 nt
Organism: Xenia sp. Carnegie-2017
Lineage: Eukaryota; Metazoa; Cnidaria; Anthozoa; Malacalcyonacea; Xeniidae
Product: aspartate aminotransferase, cytoplasmic-like
Exons: 9
Coding region: 58-1284 (408 amino acids)
Biological process (GO): L-aspartate biosynthetic process
Cellular component (GO): cytosol
Molecular function (GO): pyridoxal phosphate binding; L-aspartate:2-oxoglutarate transaminase activity
Source: RefSeq, a predicted model, not a curated record
GCCGGUGCCUUUACUGUAGUGUUUAGGAGAAUUUCUAAGGUUUAUACAAGUCACGUCAUGUCAAAGUCUUUCUUUCAAAACAUUGACCCAAUUCCCAUUUCGGAGGUCUUUCGUCUUUUGGAUCAAUUCAAUGAAGAUACGCAUCCGAAGAAAGUUAAUCUUGGCAUUGGAGUAUAUCGUACUGAUGAAGGAAAGCCGUGGAUUUUACCUGUUGUAGCAAGUACUGAAGCAACUAUUGCAUCAGAUAAGACACUUAAUCACGAAUACCUUAGUAUGGAUGGGAUGAAGGAACUUUACACAUUGGCAUCAAAGUUAAUUCUCGGAGCAGAAAGCCCUGCAAUUGUCGAGAAUAGAGUUUGUGCUGUUCAGGCUUUAUCAGGAACAGGAAGCUUACGUGUAAUAAUGGAGCUCCUUUACAGAUUUCUACCCACUAAAGUCAUAUAUACAUCAAAGCCAACAUGGACCAAUCACAAGACAGUAGCUCGGUAUAUUGGUUAUACGGACCUGCGAGAAUAUCGUUACUAUAAUGAACAAACUCAUGGUUUGGAUUUAAAUGGAAUGUUGGAAGAUUUGCAGAAUGCUCCAGAAGGAUCAGUCAUCAUACUUCAUGGCUGCGGACAUAAUCCAACUGGCGUGGAUCCUUCACAAGAAGAAUGGAAAAAAAUUGCAAAUGUUGUGAAGGAGAAGCAUCUUUUUCCAUUAAUGGACUUUGCUUAUCUUGGUUUGGCAUCCGGUGAUAUAGAUCAGGAUGCUUUUUCAAUUCGUCAUUUUGUUUCUGAAGGCAUUGAACUCGCGUGUGCGCAAUCUUUUGCAAAGAAUUUUGGCUUGUACUCUUCUAGAAUUGGAUGCGCUUUCUUUGUUGCUAACACUUCCGAGUUUAUCAACGCUUUACGCAGUCAGGUAAAAAUGAUUAUACGUGCCACCUGGUCAAAUCCUCCAGUCGAGGGUGCGCGUAUCGUCGCAAAAAUCCUCGGCAACCCUGCGUCACUUGCCGAAUGGAAAGAGUGUAUCGCGAUUAUGUCGAGACGGAUUACGUCAUCGCGUAAGGAUCUAUAUCAAAUGUUGCGGCAGUUGGGAACUCCCGGGAACUGGGAACACAUUAUCAAGCAUUGUGGCAUGUUUACUUUUACUGGCCUAAACCGGAGACAAGUGAGCUAUUUGCUAGAAAAGUAUCAUAUUUACAUGUUGAGCAGUGGUCGUAUCAACAUGUGUACUGUUACCACAGCUAACUUGGAUUAUGUUGCCAAGGCAAUUGAUGAUACGGUCCGAAAUGUUACUGAAUAGCGAUGUUGACGUCUUUAAUGGCGACAAGACCAUUUAUAAAAUUGGGAUUAUUAGAGAAACUAUAUGUCUUAUAUUAUUAUCCGAGAUAUAAUAAGUAAAUAUGACGCUAUGGGAAAAUGAAAAUAUAUAUUAUCGAAAGCUGUU